GAUGAAUGACAAUAGAAAGAAUUCUAGAAUGGCUGCCUUAUGUAAUCACAGCAGUCAAGCGGUGCCUGUCCGUCCGAGGAAGCUGUCCCCACACACUGCAGUGUGAGCACUUAUGGAGGUGACUGGGGCCAAGCCUCCUUCAAGAUCAUGCUAUGGGGACAAACAGCUUUUAGGGUGCUUGCGAAGUCAGAGCGAAUACUGAGAGGGCGUUGUGGCAAGAUGGAUGUGGAGAAGGAUGGGUCUCGUCUGCAGCUCCUCCAGACACCCGAUCAAAGUCACCCAGGGAGAGCGCGCAUCCCAGAAGUCAUUGGAACUUGGAGUUUGAGAAACAGAGAAGAACUCAGGAAGAGAAAGGCUGAAGCCCAGGAGAAGCAGACGUCACAAUGGCUCCUUGGAGAACAGAAAAAACGCAGGUAUCAGAGAACAGGAAAAGGAAACCCAAGAGGCCAGAAGAGACGAGGAAGUGCAGAGGCAAAGGCAGAGCCUAGGUCACAGACAGGAAAGCGAAGGGUGCAGAAAGCAUUGGUGCCUGCAGGGGAAGAAGCCGAGCACCCUGUCAAUCCUGGGGCCGAAGCCCUCCCAUUGGUGGGCUUCCUCCCAAAAGCUGUGCCUGCAGAACAAUGUGCUGGAGCACAGCAAGAAAGCGUUCAGUGCCAGGACAUAGCAAUACAGAACCAUCCUCAAGCACACAGACAUAGGGCCAAACCUGAAGACCUCUCUCCUAACAUGUGCCAAGAAAUAGCUGUACUUCAACACUGUUCUAAAAUGUGCAGAGACACGGCUCAACCUGAGGUGCUUUCUCCUGAAAUGUGUCGGGAAACAGCUGUGUCUCUAAACCAUUCUUCCAAAGCACCCCAAGCUAUGGCGAGGCCCGAGGUGCUCUCUCCCGAAGCUGUGCUUCAAGAACAUACUUUAAAAAUGUGUGAAGAUGUGGCCAGACCUGAAGUCCUCGCUCCUAAAACACACCAAGAGAUGUGUGUUGUUCCCUGGCCAACACUUGGAGAUGCUGCUGGCCCAGAAGCAUGCUCUCCUGAAGCACUCCCCCAGUCAGAUGUGCCUGAAGGCUGUCCACUGGACACGUACCCCAAAUCAGCCACACCAGAGAAAAUUAUUUCCCAAGAAGAUCAGGGAAUGGCUGUGACUGAUGGCUGCUUUUCCAAAACACAAGAGUGCACUGUGUCUGAAGACAUUUCUACAAAAACACACCAAGAAGUAGUUGAACCUGAAUUCACGUCUCAUAAGACCCACAAGCUCACUGAGUCUACAGUCUCCUCUCAUAAAACAACUCAAGACUCACCUGGGCCUGGAGAACACUCACCUGAGAUAUACCAUCCAUCACCUGGGCCUAAAGACUGUCCACCUGAGACAUGUCAACCAUCACCUGGGCUUGAGAACCAUUCUCCUGAAUCCUGCCACGAAAUGCCUGGGCCUGGAGAACACUCACCUGAGACAUGUCAACCAUCACCUGGGCUUGAGAACCAUUCUCCUGAAUCCUGCCACGAAAUGCCUGGGCCUGGAGAACACUCACCUGAGACAUGUCAACCAUCACCUGGGCUUGAGAACCAUUCUCCUGAAUCCUGCCACGAAAUGCCUGGGCCUGGAGAACACUCACCUGAGACAUGUCAACCAUCACCAGAGCUUGAGAACCAUUCUCCUGAAUCCUGCCACGAAAUGCCUGGGCCUGGAGAACACUCACCUGAGACAUGUCAACCAUCACCUGGGCUUGAGAACCAUUCUCCUGAAUUCUGCCAUGAAAUGCCUGGGCCUGAAGACCUCUCGAUGAAGACCUAUGAGAACAGAGAUGGACCUAAAGACUGCCUUCCGGAACCAAGUCACGAAGCAGGUGGUUCCCAAGGACAGGACCCUGAUGCCUACCAGGACAGUGAGAGUGCUUGUUCUUUCUCUCAAGAACUGAAGGAAAAAGCCAAAGCAGAUCAAGAUCCAGAAACACCACCAAGUCCACAGGGUCCUCAGGAGAUCUGUCCAGAAGAUGACACCUAUAGCUAUGUUCUAUUUUAAAAAUACUCAGCGAUGAAGUUGCAGUCCACCCAAACCAGAAUACACAUCUUUGCUUGUAUGAUUUUAUGGAAACAUUGCAGCAAUUGCUACAAUUUGCAUUACUAUUUCAAUUCGUGUUUUUUUCCAUGUAGAUUUU
Molecule: messenger RNA, 2155 nt
Organism: Mesocricetus auratus (golden hamster)
Lineage: Eukaryota; Metazoa; Chordata; Mammalia; Rodentia; Cricetidae
Gene: Hemgn
Product: hemogen
Exons: 5
Coding region: 148-2019 (623 amino acids)
Biological process (GO): regulation of osteoblast differentiation; cell differentiation
Cellular component (GO): nucleoplasm
Source: RefSeq, a predicted model, not a curated record